GGGCGGGCGCCGCUGGGUAGUUGUCAGUGUGGUGGAGACUCAGGUAAAGUUGGCAACGCGGAGGCGGUGGCGGCCCCGAGUUCUACCUUGUAAAUACUGUUAUUUGUAUAUACUGUAAAUGAUGACAUCGGUGGGCACUAACCGAGCCCGGGGGAACUGGGAGCAGACACAGACACAGAGCCAGACACAGCACAAGCAGCGGCCACAGGCCACUGCAGAACAGAUUCGACUUGCACAGAUGAUUUCGGACCACAACGAUGCUGACUUUGAGGAGAAGGUGAAACAACUGAUUGAUAUUACGGGCAAGAACCAAGAUGAGUGUGUGAUUGCGCUGCACGACUGUAACGGGGAUGUCAACAGAGCCAUCAACGUGCUGCUGGAGGGGAAUCCAGACACGCAUUCCUGGGAAAUGGUUGGGAAGAAGAAAGGCGUCUCGGGGCAGAAGGACAGCGGGCAGACAGAACCCAGCGAAGAAGGCAAAGAGAACCGGGACAGGGAUCGGGAUUACAGCCGGCGACGUGGCGGGCCACCGAGACGAGGCCGAGGCACCAGCCGUGGAAGAGAGUGUAUGAGCCUGCCCUUUAAUAGCAACUAUAACUAUCAUGUUCGGGGCCAGGAGAAUGGACUGGAUGGUGGUAAGAGCGGAGGCUCCUCUGGAAGAGGCACAGAGAGAGGGAGACGGGGCCGUGGACGAGGCAGAGGUGGCUCUGGAAGGCGGGGGGGAAGAUUUUCUGCCCAGGGAAUGGGAACUUUCAACCCAGCUGAUUAUGCAGAGCCAGCCGGCACGGAGGAGAGCUAUGGGAAUAGCAACAACACAUGGAACAGUACUGGUAGCUUUGAGCCCGACGAUGGGACAAGACUUGAUUUCAUUGGGGGUGAGGGCUCAAAUUAUCCCCGAAAAUUUGACACUGCUCCUGGUGCAUGGAGGACAGCGACGGAGGAAUGGGGAACAGAGGACUGGAAUGAAGAUCUUUCAGAGACCAAGAUUUUCACUGCCUCCAAUGUGUCUUCAGUGCCUCUGCCUGCAGAGAAUGUGACAAUCACAGCUGGCCAGAGAAUUGACCUUGCGGUGCUGUUAGGAAAGACACCCUCUUCUCUGGAGAAUGAGUCAUCAAACCUGGAUUCAACCCAGGCCCCUUCUCUUGCCCAGCCUCUGGUGUUCAGCAAUUCCAAGCAGACGGCUUUAUCCCAGCCUGCAUCUGGUAACGCCUUCCCUCAUCACAGCAUGGUGAGCAUGCUGGGGAAGGGGUUUGGAGAUGUCGGAGAGGCCAAAAGCAGCAGCACCACAGGCUCUCAGUUCCUGGAGCAGUUCAAGACAGCUCAGGCUCUGGCUCAGCUGGCUGCUCAGCACACCCAGCCUGGCGGGAGCAACACCUCCUCCUCCUGGGACAUGGGAUCCCCAGCACAGUCCUCGGCUCUCGUGCAGUAUGAUCUAAAGAACCCAACGGACUCAUCAGUUCACAGCCCCUUCACCAAGCGUCAGGCUUUCACGCCAGCCUCAGCGAUGAUGGAGGUGUUCAUGCAGGAGAAGCAGCCUGUGGUGACAGCUGCUACAACGGCACCACCCCCCCCAUCUUCCCCUCUGCCCAGCAAAACCAACCCUGUUCCUCAGAUGUCCCCGGGGUCAUCGGACAACCAGUCCUCCAGUCCCCAGCCAGUGCAGCAGAAGCUCAAACAGCAGAAGAAGAAAGCCUCCUUGACAUCUAAGAUUCCUGCUCUUGCGGUGGAAAUGCCUGGCUCAGCAGAUAUCUCAGGGCUAAACCUGCAGUUUGGGGCAUUACAGUUUGGUUCGGAGCCUGUUCUCUCGGAGUAUGAAUCAACGCCCACGACGAGCGCCUCUGUGAGCCAGUCUCAAAGCAGCCUCUAUGCCAGCACUGCAAGUGAAUCUUCGUCCAAUCAAAGCCAGGAGUCUGGUUACCAGGGCGGCACAAUACAGACAGCAACGUAUACCUCCCAGAACAGCGCUCAGGGACCACUGUAUGAACAGAGAUCCACCCAAACCAGGCGAUACCCAAACUCCAUCUCCUCCUCACCCCAGAAAGACCUGACCCAGGCGAAGAAUGGUUUCAGUUCUGUGCAGCCCACGCAGUUACAAACCACGCAGGCCGUCGAAGGUGCUCCAGGCCCUGUGGUGAAAUCAGAUUCCCCCUCUGCCCCCAAUAUCGCACCUCUGAACGAUGCAGUAUCAGCAUCAUCCCUGCUGACAACAGCCAGCCAGCACUCAUCAGCUCUGAGUAGCCUGAACCACGCUGAGGAGCUCCCCAGUACGACCACCGCCCAACUCAGCAGCACGUUACCCACCCAGCAGAACAGCCUCUCCUCGUCUACAUCCUCUGGGCGCACAUCAACAUCAACUCUUCUGCACACUAGUGUGGAGAGUGAAGUGAGCCUCCAUUCUUCUGCUAGCACUUUCUCCACCUCCUCCACCACAGUCUCGGCUGCCCCACCUGUGGUCAGCGUCUCCUCCAGUCUGAGCAGCGUCAGCAGCCUGGGCCUGAGCCUCAGCAGCAACUCCACAGUGACAGCCUCCACUCGCAGCUCUGUGGCCACAACAGCAGGAAAAGCCCCUCCCAACCUCCCUCCUGGAGUUCCACCACUGUUGCCUAAUCCGUACAUCAUGGCUCCAGGGCUCUUACAUGCCUAUCCGCCACAAGUGUAUGGUUAUGACGACUUGCAGAUGCUUCAGACGAGAUUCCCAUUGGAUUAUUACAGCAUCCCAUUCCCUACCCCCACCACCCCGCUGACUGGAAGAGACGGCAGCCUGAGCAGCAAUCCGUAUUCUGGUGACCUCACGAAGUUUGGCCGAGGCGACGCCUCCUCCCCUGCUCCAGCAACAACUUUGGCACAGCCUCAGCAGAGCCAGACGCAGACACACCAUACCACGCAGCAGACGUUCCUGAACCCAGCUCUGCCUCCUGGCUACAGUUACACCAGUCUGCCAUACUACACAGGGGUACCAGGGCUCCCCAGCACCUUCCAGUAUGGGCCCGCCGUGUUCCCUGUCGCUCCUACCUCUUCCAAGCAGCAUGGUGUGAAUGUCAGCGUCAACGCGUCAGCAACCCCUUUCCAGCAGCCCAGCGGCUAUGGCUCUCAUGGAUACAGCACUGGUGUAUCAGUGACAUCCAGUAAUACGGGAGUGCCAGACAUCUCGGGCUCAGUCUACUCCAAGACCCAGCAGUCCUUUGAGAAGCAGGGAUUUCACACUGGAACCCCGGCAGCCUCGUUCAACUUGCCUUCAGCACUGGGCAGCGGUGGCCCCCUCAACCCCGCGACAGCUGCAGCGUACCCACCGGCGCCAUUCAUGCACAUCCUCACCCCGCAUCAGCAGCCCCACUCGCAGAUCCUCCACCACCAUCUGCAGCAGGACGGCCAGCUUCCAUAUUUGCAGAUGAUACUGUGCUGCCAACGCCAGCAGGAGGACCAGAGCGGCACCGGACAGCGCAGCCAGGGCAGCUCCAUCCCCCAGAAAUCCCAGGCCAACAAGUCCACCUACAACAGCUACAACUGGGGCGCCAACUGAGGCUGCAGCGGCCCUGCGCCCCUCGCCUCUUGCUUCUGGAAGAGAAACGUACCGAAAACGACGACAACGGAACCCGGGGAGGAGAGCGCCCCCUAUCUCCCGGCACAGCGCCAGCAGCCCCCGGAGCAGGCCGGCCACAUGGCUCUGCAUUGUGUCUGUUUUCAGCCACCUUUCCUGUUGUAUGUAAUAUAGAAUUUGUAUUUUCUCUCUUUCUCUCUCUCUCUGCGUUCAGACUCUGAACCGUUUGCCGUAGGGGCCUUUUUUGGUUUUUACUCCUUUCUCCUCCCCCCUUCUCCCCACAUCCUGCUGCCCCCUGACCCCGGUGGACCCAAAGGAGUGGAAAGCUGCAAGUCCACCUACAGCAAACCCCCUUUACUAUUAGGAAUAAGAACAGUCAUUGAUAUGAACAGCAUUGUCCGAUGAAUUAGUUGAAGUGUUUUUUGUACUGUGUUCUAAAUUUAAUGGAUAAAUGUGUCUUGUAUAUAAAAACGAAAACCCCA
Molecule: messenger RNA, 4020 nt
Organism: Gopherus flavomarginatus (Mexican gopher tortoise)
Lineage: Eukaryota; Metazoa; Chordata; Testudines; Testudinidae
Gene: UBAP2L
Product: ubiquitin associated protein 2 like
Exons: 29
Coding region: 119-3520 (1133 amino acids)
Cellular component (GO): nucleus; cytoplasm
Molecular function (GO): protein binding
Source: RefSeq, a predicted model, not a curated record